Molecule: messenger RNA, 2607 nt
Organism: Annulohypoxylon truncatum
Lineage: Eukaryota; Fungi; Ascomycota; Sordariomycetes; Xylariales; Hypoxylaceae
Product: carbohydrate-binding module family 52 protein
Exons: 5
Coding region: 1-2607 (868 amino acids)
Molecular function (GO): carbohydrate binding
Source: RefSeq, a predicted model, not a curated record
AUGUCUGCAAGCUCCAUAUUUCAGAAGGCCAGCGGCAGUCGCCGCACGCGCGAUGACAGCAGAGCUCUACUAGAAGAUGAUCCGCUAAGCAUCCCGCUUGAGACUAUCAACCCAUCUCCCCACCCAGCUCAUCGGCGGCCGGAGAUAGCAUCACGGAUCCGUGAAUAUACUGGCUCAAGGCGGAGUAGAUCAUGUGAGCUCGUUAUUUACCUUGCCAUACUAGCAGGACUGUUGUUGGUAAUACUGUUACCUCGCCGAUCCCCACCCGCUCCUACUCCUGUCAAAGUUUAUGAGGGUUUGUUGCCAUGCGGCAGUUCAAGCUACUCAAUUAACAAUCACACAUGUUACCAAGGCAGUUUCUUGUGUCCGGUUAUUGAUAGAAAGCGCACAUUGAAGUGUGGUAAUGAUUGCUAUCUCCUUCACGAAUUUUCCUGCGAUAAUGGAAAGUUGGUUCAGGUCCAGACCCCGGAUCCAAGCGAAAAACCCCCAACUCAAGACACUAGUCCUGAGCCGUGUUCCCAAUUCUAUGAGCACUUGAGCGACCCUCCAUAUGAGAAUUACUUCAUUUACGAUUGUAGUGGUGCAAGCCAAGUCGUCGUAACAAGUCCGCUUGUUGGUAGUGAUUUAAAGAUCAUUAGUCCGAGACUACUCAUUGCUUGGCCGGCUGGGAACAGUGGCAUUGUGGCUUAUUUCUCGCCAGUAAAUCGUGUCAACGGAACGCUCGGCAUAGGGCUUGAGAAAAGCAACAAAAAUCGAACGUUAGGCCCGCUUGUCGGCGGUGUCACUGGUCUCUUAACUCUUAACUCAUCCGCAAUACUAGACUUGGCCAUCUUAGGGAGUAUCAGGACAAUAAGGGAGUUUAUCGAAGGUCCAAGUUCUCUUUCGCCUAAGAUUCAAGAUGCGAUCAAGAUUCAACAGUUGCCUGAUGGAGGCAUCCAGCUCAACCGCCAGUGGCUUGAUAAAACAACGGAGACAUUCUUGACAUUUCACAGCCUUAAUCAAACACCAAUUUCUAUUCGGGAUGGCCGCCCUCGCUUCAAGGAGGGUACUUAUGUCUUCAACGCGUGGUCCAAUUAUCCACAACUUGACCAAUUUGAAACGGAGGAUAUCUUUGCUUCUGGAACUAUGAUCCCGCAAAAUUCAUCGGAUAUACACUCGCUUACCUUCCUCUCUUAUAAGACAAAGUUCCUUGCUGGUGCCUGGAGAUUCCUAACGUACUUUGGGCGUGACAGUCUGAUCUCGCUUCUUCUCCUGCGGCCCAUCCUGAGCGAAGGGGACGGUGGAGCUGUGGAAGCUAUUCUAGGAGCGGCUGUUGAGCGUAUAAACUCUAAAGAUGGUAGUGUAUGUCAUGAAGAGACCAUCGGCGACUAUGCUUCGAUAUUGAACGAACAGCAAGGUAUUGACAGCACAGACCCCUUGUGCGAUUACAAGAUGAUUGAUACCGAUUUCUUCCUCCUGAUUGCUAUCAACGAAUAUUUCGUCCAUUCCGCCAUCGGAAAAACUCGCCGCGACGCAUUCUUCACUAGAAGCGCAUCAGUCCUACCCGAAAAUCGCGGGCUCAGUUAUGGAAACCUUGUAUUAGCUACUGCGGAGAAGGUCAUGAGGUUGACCGCUGACUUCGAGCAAUCUCCCGUACGGGAGAACCUCAUUCAUCUCAAUAGGGGUCAAACGGUGGGACAGUGGCGCGACAGCGGUGACGGAUUAGGUGGAGGUCGUAUACCGUACGAUGUAAACACGGCCCUAGUGCCUGCAGCACUUAGGUCAAUCGCGUCGUUGUCGAACAAUGCUUUCUUCCCUUCGCAUCACGACUGGGAAACGGCUUCCAACAAACGUGCCGUAGUUUGGGAAGACAAGACACUAUCUUUCUUCCAAAUCAAUAUUACGGCCGAAAGAGCUCAAGACCUUGUCAAGAAUUAUGUUGACGUGUCGAGAUUUCCCGGCGAUGUCAAUUUUUCCGACUUAAACUCACCGGUCGUAUUUCACGGUCUAGCCCUUGAUGGCAAAAACCAUCAACCUAUCGUCAAGGUCAUGAACACUGACGACUGCUUCCGGCUUUUUCUUCUCAACAGUACCGACCAGACCCAACUCUCCGCUUUUCUUUCUCAAGUGGCCGACAACAUACUACGCCCCUUUCCGCUCGGCCUCUCCACUGCCGUCGGACUGGUCGUUUCAAACCCGGCAUACGGAGAGGAAUCUGUAGAUAUAAAGGAAUUCACGGAGAGCGCGUAUCACGGCACGGUCGUCUGGAGUUGGCAACUUGUCAUGAUGGCUGCAGGGUUGGAGAAGCAGCUUGGGAGGUGCGAAUUCGAACAACUAGCGUUUUGUACCGACACGGCGCUACACGGCCGCGUUGUUGAAGCGUAUAAUCAUCUAUGGGACCUAAUCGAUGCCAAUGGUGAGCACUUACGCAGCGAAGUCUGGAGUUGGGUCUACAGGGAUGGCGGCUUUCAAUACACACCUCUGGGUGCCUUGCCACCCGCGGCAGGGCAGAGUCCAGUCGAAAGUGAUAUUCGGCAACUUUGGAGCCUGGCAUUCUUGGCGGUAAAGAGAAAUGAUGUGUAUACCAGGGUCUCCCAAAUCCAAGAUUCGGGGCCCCUGAAGCGGUGA